GGCGUCGACUUGGCAGACGGGCUCAACGCAGAGCUCAACAAGAAGCAUCUGCCUGUGCGCAUCGUCUGCGUGACCAACUCGAGCAUCAGCACCAUGGUGCUGUCGCAGUUCCGCUUCCAGCACACCAGCGUUGCCCUGGUGCUCAACCACGGUAUCAACGCAGCGUACUACGAGUCGGCAAACAAGAUCCCCAAGAUCACUGACCGCGCCCUGACGCAGAUCCCGUCGUGCAUCGCCAUCAACACGGAGCUGGCAGCCUACGGCAAAAACUCGCAGGUCCUAAAGCCUACCAUGUGGGAUAACCGCAUCAACCGCGAGUCGGACAACCCGCAGGAGCACAUAUUCGAGAAGAUGGUCGCUGACAAGUACCUGGGCGAGAUUCCCUUCUCGUUCUUUACCUCGUACAUGACGAUCAUGGAAGAUAGCUCAGAGUCGCUCGACGAGGUCGGCACACUGCUGUCGGCCAGCUUCAACGUGCAGGCAUCCAAGGUCGACCGCUGUAUCGUCAGCGCGCUCUGUUCCAUUGUCAGUCGGCGUGCGGCCCGGCUCAUGGGCGCAGCUACAGCUGCAUUGGUCAAG
Messenger RNA from Linderina pennispora, 579 nucleotides. RefSeq names its product actin-like ATPase domain-containing protein. Gene Ontology annotation, biological process: glycolytic process; intracellular glucose homeostasis; glucose 6-phosphate metabolic process. The annotation marks the transcript as partial. Gene Ontology annotation, molecular function: D-glucose binding; glucokinase activity; ATP binding. Lineage: Eukaryota; Fungi; Kickxellomycota; Kickxellomycetes; Kickxellales; Kickxellaceae. Gene Ontology annotation, cellular component: mitochondrion; cytosol. The transcript is spliced from 2 exons. The record is from RefSeq and is a predicted model, not a curated record.